Messenger RNA from Ostreobium quekettii, 320 nucleotides. Lineage: Eukaryota; Viridiplantae; Chlorophyta; Ulvophyceae; Bryopsidales; Ostreobiaceae. The record is from the annotation of a GenBank genome assembly.
GGUAGUGGAACUCGAGGCAGAUUUACUGAGUCAGAAGAGCAACAAUGAUGCCAUGGCGGAAAACUUCAACAGCCAGAUGGCGUACUUGAGGGGCAGGCUGGCGGCAUCCACCGAGGAGGUGAAACGACUAUCUCAGCGAGCGGAUUUCGAAACAGGCAAAUUUGUGGAGCUGGCGCACAUGGGUAACAGAUUGUCGGAUGAUUUCAGCUCCCUGAAGGCUGUUCUGAGAUCCGGUGGCAAUUUGGUUGGGGAUGUAGACUACCGCAUACAGCUCCUACAGGACGGCUUGUACCAACUGGCAGGAGAGUUUCAGCGCUUAG